CCGUGUGGCAGUACCGCCCCAGUAGCGACCUUCAGCCCUUCCCCGCCUCACACCCCUGAGAGCGGUUGUCCCUUCCCCCAUGUGCGGCAGCUCUAGCUGGAGGUGGCAGCGGCAGCAGCGGGGAGCCCCCUGCCCGGCUCAGUGAGUGACCCCGGGAAAGUGUUGGGCGGUGGGAGUCUCUGGCCGGUCUCAGGGCCGGGGGCUCUCCGGCCGCAGGCGGGGACUUGCUGCCCGGCGCGCCUCCAUGCGGGGCCUGGGUCGGGACGGCGUCGCGAUCGUUUGGUGCUGGGGACGCGAUUCGAAGGAGAAGGGCCGUUUCCGCCUGCGAUGUUAGCUUGCUACUAAUGGGUGUGAGUAAACUGGAUAUUUUGUACAGACGGCUUCUACUCACUAAACUUUUCAUUCGAGGAUGGGGAAGACCAGAAGAUCUGAAAAGAAUAUUUGAAUUCAGAAAGAUUAUUGGAAACCGGGAAAAAUGCCAGAAGCUGGUUUCAAGAGAUUAUCCAGUGUUCAUUGACAAGGUUGAGGAGCAAUCAGACUGUAAAAUACUCGAUGGGCACUUCAUUUCCCCUUUGAUUCACUACAUUCCCAAUAUCCUGCCAACUGAAUCCAUCAUAGCAAGGUUUCAAUUCAUAAUACCCAAGAGAUGGAACAGCAAAUACAAACCUGUGUGCAUUCAUCUAGCAGGCACUGGAGAUCAUUACUACUGGAGAAGACGCACACUAAUGGCCCGUCCAAUGAUCAAAGAGGCUUGCAUGGCUUCUCUAUUGUUAGAAAACCCUUACUAUGGCUGCAGAAAACCUAAGGACCAAAUAAGAUCAAGUUUAAAAAAUGUCUCGGACCUGUUUGUAAUGGGAGGAGCUCUUGUUUUAGAAUCAGCAGCGCUUUUGCACUGGCUAGAGAGAGAGGGCUAUGGACCUCUAGGGAUGACUGGAAUAUCCAUGGGAGGACAUAUGGCUUCACUAGCAGUGACAAACUGGCCUAAACCAUUGCCAUUGGUUCCUUGUCUUUCCUGGUCCACAGCUUCUGGUGUCUUUACCACGGGUGUGUUGAGCAAAGCAGUGAACUGGAGAGAGCUAGAGAAACAGUACUAUACACAAACUGUUUAUGAAGAAGAAAUCAUUCAAAUGCUUGAAUAUUGUGGAACAGACUCUUUCAAGAUGGGACAAGACUUCGUUAAAAAUUCCCCCAACAGUGUGGACAGUCUGAACAACCUAGCUCUGACUUCCAGAAUGUUGAAUCUGGAUACCACAAGCAAAAUUCUGUCUACAGAAGCCAUUCACUGCCUUAGCACUAGCAAAAGUACUCUAAGUGCCUCAUCAGAAAGACUCUUACUGCAAGAUGCUCCUAAAAUGCAGUGUAUAAAUCAAACAUUUUCAACCAGCAGCAGUAGCAAUAAGAACUUCACCAGUCUGCAGGAGCACCUGAUAAGUGAAGAAAGGAAAAGGGACACUUUACAGAGAGAAUCACUAAGGUUCAUGAAAGGAGUUAUGGAUGAAUGUACCCAUGUAGCUAAUUUCUCAGUUCCAGUUGACCCAAGUCUAAUCAUAGUUGUUCAAGCCAAGGAGGAUGCGUAUGUUCCACGAACUGGAGUGCGCAGCCUUCAAGAUAUAUGGCCAGGAUGUGAAAUCAGGUAUCUGGGUGGAGGUCAUGUCAGUGCCUACCUCUUCAAACAAGGACUCUUCAGGCAAGCCAUUUAUGAUGCAUUUGAGCGCUUUCUCCAAAAAUAUGCUGUUUAAUGGUCUUCAUUAUUAAUUUGCUCAAUGUGGUCUUGUGUGAGCUUUCCAUGUCUGGAAUUGCAUAUUGGCGUGCUUUGGAAAGCCAGCCAAUUACACCAAUACUGAAUGGAUGGACACCAACACUGAAUGUCAUACCCAGCAAUUAUCAAUAUUGGCAAAGCAUUAAUAAUAGUAGUUUCAGUUCAACCAAAUGCCCAUCUAAGACAUAUCUGCAUUAAUCUGAACCAUGAAAAUUUUGGUAACAUUUGUUAAUGUAUGAGGGAUUCUAUGUACUUCAUAUCAUCUACUAUUUUAUCACUUCACAUAUGACAUUCUGUUCUGAAGUUUGCAUAUCCGCUGUAAAAAGACCAAUAGAAUGCCAAUAGAACUGUUCAAAUCUAUCCUUUAGAAUUUUAACACUUCUAUAUUUAAUGCAUUGCUAUUUUUUCCAGUUACCAAUUUUUUCCCCGCCCACACUGUUUUGCCCGCUUUUUCCUGUGCUGUUCCUAAAGAUGUUUUUUAAAAGGAACUCCUCCUGCAAGCCCAACUUCAUGUGUUUCAUUGCCAUUGUUUGCGAUUGUCCCAAAUUCAUUGUCGUGAUUUAAAACUGCAGGAAUAAAUAAGAGAAGAUGGACAGCAAUGGGAAUAGAAAAGUCUCUCUCAAAAAAGUGUUAUCUAGGAAAAAAGUAAAUAAAGGCAUAUUUUAUUGA
This is a messenger RNA of Malaclemys terrapin pileata, 2428 nucleotides long. RefSeq names its product abhydrolase domain containing 18 (gene ABHD18). The transcript has 13 exons. The record is from RefSeq and is a predicted model, not a curated record. Bases 345 to 1739 code for a protein of 464 amino acids. Lineage: Eukaryota; Metazoa; Chordata; Testudines; Emydidae.